GCCGCCCCGAGCCUCUGGUUGGCUGCCCCCGCUUCCCUUUCCCGUGCGCAGCGGCCAAGUCCAGGUGUGAAGUGACCGAGCUCUGCGAGCAGGCGCUCCUCGCGGGUGCGGCUUCAUCUCCUCGCCUAAGCUCCCGUGGCAGAGCUCAGCCCAGUAUCUAGAAACAGUUUCGGUUUAUAUUGUUUUCUGGACUGGUGGCAAAUGUUAGCAUUUAUGUUCGCCUCUAUACGAAUGUUUUGCUGGCCACUUAACUGACUUUAUUUUUCUCCGAAACGCGAGAUAGUUUCUUCCCCAGGUGUUUAUAUCCUUAUUUUUCAUGCGAGAUCUUGACGACAAUACGUACAAGAAAUACAUAAAGAUGAUAACUAAUAUAGUUAUAUUGAGCCUGAUCAUUUGCAUUUCUUCAGCUUUCUGGAUUAUGUCUAUGACUGCAAGCACCUAUUAUGGUAACUUUCAGCCUGUUUCUCCUUGGCGUUGGCUGUUUUCUGUUGUUGUUCCUGUUUUGAUCGUCUCUAAUGGGUUUAAGAAGAAAAGUCUAGAUCACAGUGGGGCUUUAGGAGGGCUCGUGGUUGGAUUUAUCCUAACCAUUGCAAAUUUCAGCUUUUUCACCUCUUUGCUGAUGUUUUUUCUUACUUCCUCAAAACUUACUAAAUGGAAGGGAGAAGCAAAGAAACGUCUAGAUUCAGAAUACAAGGAAGGUGGGCAGAGGAACUGGAUCCAGGUAUUCUGCAAUGGGGCCGUGCCCACGGAGCUGGCCCUGCUGUACAUGAUAGAAAGUGGCCCUGGGGAGAUCCCGAUAGACUUCUCCAGACAGCACACUGCUUCCUGGAUGUGUUUGUCUCUCUUGGCUGCGCUGGCCUGCUCCGCUGGAGACACGUGGGCUUCAGAAGUGGGCCCUGUGCUGAGUAAGAGCCCGCCAAGGCUGAUAACGACCUGGGAGAAAGUUCCAGUUGGGACCAAUGGAGGAGUGACGAUGGUGGGCCUUGCCUCCAGUCUUCUUGGUGGGACCUUUGUAGGCAUCGCUUACUUCCUCACACAGUUGGUUUUUGUUAACGAUUUAGACAUUUCUGCUCCCCAGUGGCCAAUUAUUGCAUUUGGGGGUCUGGCUGGACUACUAGGAUCAAUUGUGGAUUCAUAUUUAGGAGCUACCAUGCAAUUUAGUGGUUUGGAUGAAAGCACUGGCAUGGUGGUCAACAGCCCAGGGAAGGCGGUGAAGUACAUAGCAGGGAAACCCAUUCUCGACAACAAUGCCGUGAAUCUCUUUUCUUCUGUCCUCGUAGCUCUCUUGCUCCCAACAGCUGCUUGGGGUUUUUGGCCUAGACAGUGAACUUUAUUUCAUUUACCGAAGUUAAAACUAUGAUGAGUUUAGCUAAAUUUGCAAUUCCAAGUUUUAUCCCAAGAAGAAUAACUAUAAUGACAAAACAGAAGUGCCAGUUCCUCCUCUAGUCCAUAAUGAUGGCAUGUCACAGUUUUCCUCCCUGUAAUGCGUUUCUAAUAGCUAAUAUCUUCCUGGCGAAAGACAAUACUCAAUUUAGCUAUUUUUCUUCUGCUGAAUGGAACUUGAACAGUGAAGUUAUAAUGUCCCAAUAUAUUGAACUGAAAGUUCCUACAUGGUAGAUACAAAUUUUGUUUAUUUAAAUCAGCAGAGGACUAAAAGUGAUAAAAUUUUUAAAUGGUUGAGUUGUGAUGAAGAAAUGUCUCCAUGCCACUUAACCAGAUGUUGCAUUUGUUUUAAGUAUUGAAACGAAUGCGUGCGGAAGCCUGCGUAAGUGUAGUAUCUUGGACUUCUCCUGUUACCUGCCACACUACUGUGAAAAGUGUGGAGCGUGGUUCCUGGUGAGCUGCAACGUCUUCUCCACGUUUGUUCUUCCUUCCUCAGAGUUAGUGAUGGAAAAAAAGUAAAUGUCUUUUUCAUGUGACCAUUAGAAUGCACACAAAAAAGAUUGUUUUUAAGUAAAAGCAAAAGAGAGAUCCGAGAUCUAAAAAAUGUGCACCUUACUAUAUAUUUCAGUUGGUCUCUGAGCAGAAGUUAUCUUAAACUUAAUAGCUUUAAGGUAUUUUGUAGCCUUCUUUGAAAUUUGUCUAUGAAUGUGGUUUACAUUGGCAUCUUGACCAGUGAGAGUCACUGGAAAAUUAGUGCAAUUAUUGUUUCACUUGCUGUCCUAGAAUUCACUGGAAGAUGCUGUGAUUUCCUCUACUAUAGCCUCAACCAAAGUGAAUUCUACUUUUCAGUUACUUUCUUCAGUUUGAUGUAUGUGCUAAAGGAGUUUAAUAUAGUAUGGAUUAUUGUGCUGAAAGUAUUUUGAAAUAUCUCAUGUGAUUUCAGUAUCUUUCUUCCCCUGCCCCUUGUGCAUUCAUAGAAAAAUUGAGGAGAGAUUGAUGAAUAAGCCACUAUCAGAGUGAAGAAAGCUUAGAAUUCUUUAUUGGUGACUGCUUCAAUGAUUAUCUAGAAAUGACUUGGUUCAGGAAGAAUUUUUUAAAAAACAGUUGACAGACUUAAGCCUUAAGCCAAGCAGCUCAGUGGGUCUCAACCUAUCUGCUUUGUGCAUACAUUGACAUCACCUGAGCAUCUUUUCUCUUUUCCUGGAGAUUUAGCCUCAUGACGUUCUUUAGGGCAGACAUAUUUCAUUGGAACCAUUUUGGGUUUGGCGGAAUCACCACAUUGGUAACAGUUUGGGGACGUAUGCUUUACAAUCCUUUAUUUGAAAACCAAGGGCUAGUUGUGUUUUGGAAUCAAAAUUUUUCAGAUUUUAGACAAGUGAUAGGGUAAA
Molecule: messenger RNA, 2771 nt
Organism: Odocoileus virginianus texanus
Lineage: Eukaryota; Metazoa; Chordata; Mammalia; Artiodactyla; Cervidae
Source: RefSeq, a predicted model, not a curated record